GAGCCGGCUCCGUCCGCCCGCCCUUCCCGGAGCCCGACAUGGCGGAGUAUUCCUGCGUCAAAUCCACCAAGCUCGUCCUCAAAGGAUCGAAAGAGAAGAGCAAGAAAAAGCACAAGGAAAAGAAAAGGAAAAGGGAAGAGGAUGCGGCAGAGCAGCUCGAUAUUGUUGGAAACUGGUGGGCUGUCAGUAAUUUUGGUGAAAUUACAGGAACUAUAGCUAUAGAAAUGGAUAAAGGAGCUUACAUCCAUGCCCUCGACAAUGGCUUGUUUACACUUGGAGCACCACAUAAAGGUGAUGAAGGCCCUAGUCCUCCUGAGCAGUUUACAGCAGUUAAGUUAUCUGAUACAAGGAUUGCUCUCAAGUCUGGUUAUGGCAAAUACCUUGGUAUAAACUCAGACGGGCUUGUUGUUGGACGUUCCGAUGCAAUAGGAUCAAGAGAGCAGUGGGAACCUGUCUUCCAAGAUAGGAAAAUGGCAUUACUAGCAGCAAACAGCCGUUUUAUCAGGUGUAAUGAAGAGGGGGACAUAGAAGCCAAAAGCAAAACUGCAGGGGAAGAAGAAAUGAUAAAGAUUCGUACUUGUGCUGAAAGAGAAGCUAAGAAGAAAGAUGACGUUCCACAAGAAGACAAAGGAAACGUUAAACAAUGUGAAAUCAAUUACGUGAAGAAAUUCCAAAGUUUUCAAGACAAAAAGCUUAAAAUAAGCAAAGAAGAUACAAAAGCCCUUAGGAAAGCCAGAAAAGAAGGCACUUUUCAUGAAAUGCUACUUGACAGGAGAGCUAAAGUGAAAGCAGAUAGAUACUGCAAGUGACAUCCAGCUGGCCCAUUUUCUUCUGCAACUUUGAUGGCAGCGUCAAAUUGAAAAAGAGUAAAAUAUUUUAUAGGUGUUUUUUAUUUAAAGAUUUUUUUUAAGUAUCUUGAGGAAUUGUAUUAAAAUUUUCUCAAAUAUUAAUAAUCCAGUUAUCUUGUUAACUGUAUAAUUUGUGAAUACUUGGCUUGUAUGAAGGGAAUGGCUCCAACAAAAAUUAAAGGUAAAUCAAUUAAUAAUGGUAA
Agelaius phoeniceus (red-winged blackbird) is the source of this 1051-nucleotide messenger RNA. It is a transcript of the gene FRG1, whose product is annotated as FSHD region gene 1. Gene Ontology annotation, molecular function: actin filament binding. The record is from RefSeq and is a predicted model, not a curated record. Gene Ontology annotation, cellular component: catalytic step 2 spliceosome; nucleolus; striated muscle dense body. NCBI's taxonomy places the organism in Eukaryota, Metazoa, Chordata, Aves, Passeriformes, Icteridae.